AUGGUCCUCGGCUGGCUGUUGCUGCUGCUGCUGGCGCUGCCCCCAGGCACGAGGAGCAUCAAGGACUGCUUCUUCUGUGAGCUGACCGACUCCCAGCAUUGUGCCAGCACACGCAUGAGCUGUGGGGACGAGGAGGACUGUUUCACGGGCUUCGGGGUGGCUCCAGACCUGGGCCCCAUCACCAACAAAGGCUGUCUGCGCAACACCAACUGCGGCCACGAGCAGCCCGUCAGCUACAUGGGUGUCACCUACAGCCUCAUCACCACCUGCUGUGACGGCGACCUAUGCAACGCAGCCUCCCUGACCACGGACACCCGGACGGCUGAAGCCAUCACCGGCCUGGCGCUGGGCUGGUUACUGCUAUUCCAAUAG
Molecule: messenger RNA, 372 nt
Organism: Chrysochloris asiatica (Cape golden mole)
Lineage: Eukaryota; Metazoa; Chordata; Mammalia; Afrosoricida; Chrysochloridae
Gene: SPACA4
Product: sperm acrosome associated 4
Exons: 1
Coding region: 1-372 (123 amino acids)
Source: RefSeq, a predicted model, not a curated record